Messenger RNA from Moneuplotes crassus, 908 nucleotides. Lineage: Eukaryota; Ciliophora; Spirotrichea; Euplotida; Euplotidae. The record is from the annotation of a GenBank genome assembly.
AUUUUAUAGUAAAAAAUGAUAGAAGAAGAAGGCGGGAAGGUAUUUAAGGAUAAGCAAUGCUGCUUAGGCAUUGAUGAAGCUGGUAGAGGCCCUGUACUGGGUCCUAUGGUCUAUGCCUGUUGUUAUUGGCCUAUUGAGUUUCAAGAUGCUAAUCCAGAGCUUUUCAAGGCUUAUGUGGACUCUAAGAAAACGACUGAGAAAGAACGUGAAGGAAUUUAUAAGAAAAUUGCUGCUGGAAGGGAUGAAGGAUUACUCAAUUACAAAUACUUUAACUUAGACCCAAAUGUGUUAUCAAAUGAUCAAUUAGGAAAUGUUAGAAAUCUUAAUGAGAUAUCUCAUGAUACAGCAAUAGCUCUGAUUGAGGCCACUAUUAAGGAAGGAACUGAUCUCAAGGAGGUCUAUGUUGACACAGUUGGGCCUCCAGAUAAGUAUAAGAAGAAACUUGAAAAUUAUUUUGCAGGUUCAGGAAUCUCUUUUGUAGUUGAAUCUAAAGCAGAUGACUCAUAUAGAUGUGUAUCGGCAGCCUCUAUUGUUGCAAAGUUUCAUAGAGAUGCUUUCCUCAAAAACUGGGAAUUUGUAGAGCCUGGAUUCAAAGAUCCAAGUCAUAAAGUUUUCGGUUGCGGGUACCCUGGAGAUGAUAUCACCAAGGAAUGGCUUAAAGAGCACUAUGACAAAGUCUUCGGGUUCCCUACAAUUGUCAGAUUUUCUUGGUCGACAUGAGACAGAUUUAUUAAUGAUCAGAAAAUGAAACCUGAUUCUGAGAAGAUUUCGUGCUAUUUCCCAUGCCAGAAAAUUAAGAAAGAAAGCUUCCUAACAGAAUCUUAUAUGCCAAAUACUGAUGAGAAGAAGGCUUUAGAGGAUAUCUCAGGACCAGCCAGGGUACUUGGCCUUCAGCCAUUUUAAUGAUU